Cololabis saira (Pacific saury) is the source of this 3549-nucleotide messenger RNA. It is a transcript of the gene dph6, whose product is annotated as diphthamine biosynthesis 6. Gene Ontology annotation, molecular function: diphthine-ammonia ligase activity. The coding region runs from base 100 to 2184 and encodes 694 amino acids. Gene Ontology annotation, biological process: protein histidyl modification to diphthamide. The record is from RefSeq and is a predicted model, not a curated record. Lineage: Eukaryota; Metazoa; Chordata; Actinopteri; Beloniformes; Belonidae. The transcript has 15 exons.
GUUGUGUACACUGAGCGGUUGCUAGGGACAGUUAUCACUCCCUUUCAUUAUAACCUCAUCUUUCUUGUGUCACUAAACUUUUAAGGAGGAUAAAAGAACAUGAAGGUGGUUGCUUUGAUAAGUGGAGGUAAAGACAGCUGCUACAACAUGAUGCAGUGCGUCUCUGCGGGGCAGCAGAUCGUGGCUCUGGCCAACCUGCGUCCUGCUCAUACAGAUGAGCUGGACAGCUACAUGUACCAGACAGUGGGCCACCAGGCUAUAGAGCUGUUUGCUGAGGCCAUGGACCUGCCUCUGUACAGACGCACCAUUGAGGGUUCCAGCCUCGACACCAGCAGGAACUACACAGAGACAGAGGGGGACGAGGUGGAGGAUCUGUACCAGCUGCUGCACCUUGUCAAGGAGAAGGAGGGUGUUGAGGCCGUGUCUGUGGGGGCCAUUCUGUCCGAUUACCAGAGAGUCCGCGUAGAAAAUGUAUGCUCGCGGCUUGGUUUGCAGCCCCUGGCCUACCUGUGGCGCCGAGACCAAGAAUCCCUUCUCUCAGAGAUGAUAUCAUCUGGCCUCCAUGCUAUCCUCAUCAAAGUCGCCGCCUACGGCCUGGAUCCCGAGAAGCACUUAGGAAAAUCCCUGGCUGACAUGGAGCCCUAUUUGAAACAGCUUUCACAGAAGUAUGGAGUCCAUGUCUGUGGAGAAGGAGGUGAAUAUGAAACCUUCACGCUUGACUGUCCUCUCUUCAAAAAGAAGAUAGCCAUUGAUGCAGCCGAGACGGUGAUCCACUCAGCAGAUGCUUUUGCUCCAGUCGGCUACCUUAACUUUACCAAAAUCCACACCGAGAACAAAAACGCUGAUGUGGUGGCGAGAGCUUUGCCCCAUGGUAGUUGUCCUUGCCAGAAAGCCAUUGACAAGAUGACUGAGGAGGUGGAAUAUGCUGAUCAAGCUGAAGACAACCAGCACAAAUUUACAUCAAAUUGUGACCUUAGUUGUCAGCGGGGCCACGACACUUCUCCAUCUUGCUCAUCAAGAAGCUCCACAGGUUAUCAGUGGAUUUCUGGUAUCAGUGGACUUCACAGUCAAGACCCUGGGAUUGAGGGCCAGACAAUGGCAGCAUUUAAACUGCUACAAAAUGAGUUGGAAAGCAGAGAUUGGAGGAUGAAGAACAUCAUUUUGGUUCACCUGUAUGUGAGCAGCAUGGACGACUUUACUCCUCUCAAUGCUGUCUAUAAGAAACACUUUGACAUCAACCCUCCAGCCAGGGUGUGCGUCCAGGCGUCUCUGCCCGCCGGUCAGCUGCUGCAGAUGGACUGUCUGCUCCAUGACUGGAGCGAGCCUGUGGAGGACGGCUGCUUCCACCAGAAAGACGCCCUGCAUGUGCAGAGCCUGUCCCACUGGGCCCCGGCCAACAUCGGCCCGUACAGCCAGGCCCUCAGGGUAGACGAGGUGGUGUUCUGCGCUGGGCAGAUUGCUCUGGUCCCCUGUACCAUGCAUUUGGUGAACGCCGGCGCCUGCACACAAGCACGCCUGUCCUUCAGCCACGUGAAGAAGGUCCUGGAAGCCGCGAUGAGCGGUUUGACGGUGGCUCAUGUCGUCCAGGCCCACUGCUACAUCACCAGACACCAAGACAUUAGGAUGAUCAGAGCUGUCUGGGAAACCCUGCAAACGUCCACGGUGGAAGAGAAGGAGCUGCUGUGGGAAUCCGAGAUCAAACCGGUGCCAUUAUUGAUUGCAGUGGUGCCCGCCUUACCCAGGGAUGCAGCGGUUGAGCUGCACGUGACUGCAGUCAAGGAUGAUCCCAGCAGAAGAACUUCCCAUGACAUGGCUGCCAAGGUGGCAUGCGGAUCCAUCGAGUGCCACACCGUACUGUCGGCUGACAAACGCAGUGGUUCCCUCUCAAUCUCUCUGGCUGCUAGUCCAGUUGACAGCCUGAAGACCACUGAUGUGAAGUGUUUAACGGAGCAAGUUGGUGCCAUGUUCAUGAAGGCGAUGAAGAUGGUGGAUACUGAACUGGUCCCGCUGUGUGCAAGAGUGUUCUACAAGUGCAGCCACCCCCUGGCAUGGCAGAUAAUUCAAGAACUUGAAGCGAGUUUGAGAGGGACUUUGGCAGAGUCUGCUCCAUCCGUGGCCUCGGUUCCAGUCCUGAACUUGCCAGACUCGCAGAUCUUCCACCUGUCCUGCUGGCUAAGUUUAUAGAAGCAGAUGCAGAGUCAACAGCGCUACCGGGAGAAUUGACGGCACGCGAGAUCAAGUGGGGAUUUUCUGAAGAAAAGGCUUCGACGGCCCGACAUCAGAAGGACAUAAGUGGCUGUUUAACGCUGCCCGUUUGAUACCGUUCACUCUUGAAAUGCAGAGCUGCACGUGCCUUUUUGAGUAUGUGUUUAUUCCACUUUUGACCCAAGAACCUGGACCAGUAAUCCACUUUUGUCCUCAAACCGAGUUUACGACCACAGCAGCUGUCUCUCCACCUCAGAAACGAGUCUGAUGGAACUUCUCCAACCUAAAGCUACAUACCAGAGGGCUGGAGACCGGAGUCUACAAAGGAAGACACCAGCAGUGUCUCAUUCCACGAGUCGAUAAACCGUAUCCCCUGAUAUCCUGCAGUUUUCUGGUGGAAUUUUCUCUUAGCUGGCGAGCCGACACCCCUCAUAAAGGCCCGGCACCACCUCUGACACCACCUGCUCAGUUGUAAACCUUUCAGAUUUACUGUGGGACCGGUUUGGGGCUGCGUGUAAUGCGUUCCGAUAAUGUGAGUGUGAUUCUCCCCCGUGCUCCGUGGGGCUGUAGAUGCGAUAUUACUGUGUAAUAGGCAAUCAGCGGCAAGCACCUCAAAAGAUUAGGACUUUUUAUGUUUUGUAUCGAUUCAAAGGCAACCUGGUUAAUAGAAGAAGGACACUACUGCACGAGGCUGCAGGGCAAACGCGUCUUCUGUGAGAGAGUGUCUGUUUAGGGGGUCUUCACCCAAGCGCAAUCUGACGAUGUCAGGAGAGAAUACCGCUAUUAACCGUUACUCCUGGAACAUUUAUUUUCUCAAAGAUCUUGAACUGUAUUGAUAAGCUGAGCUGGAAUGCAUCUUCACACCGCCUUAUUCUCUUCAUUGCCCUUCUGGAGUGGAGAAGGCUAUUGAUCUUUACCCUACACACUGUUGUUUUGAUUGUUGUCAUCAAAAAUUGAACAAUAGAGACAGCCAAUAGAGCCUGAAGAUUUUUAUCGAGGGUUGAAAAAUACAAACAAGCAAUUGUUUAUGUGAGAGGGCAAGCCAAUUCUCCAUAAAUAUACAAUGUGUGUUAAUGUUCUCCUGCUGAGUUUUAAAGGACCCCCACUAGGGGGGACAUUCACAACGUUUCCUAUGAAAGUGGCUCAACAAUCUUCUAUUCAGCAAUCACAGAUUAGCAUGUAUCUUGCCAAACUGUUUUUUUUUUUCAUUUAUUCCCCUUAUCUUAAAUUGUUUUAUAGUUUAAAUGCCAAACAGUAUGGUAUCAGACAUGCAUGUGUUAAGGGAAAUAAAAGUCAUUUUUUAACUGGUUUUGUUCAAAAUUCCCAAUUGAUAUAAAGAAUAAA